CCUGGGGCUCCGCAGAAGGCUGAGAGGCUGCGGGGGAGAUCCACAUGUGGCCCGGAUACAGAAACUCGAAGCCAUUUGAAAUCUUUGCAAGCCAAAAUUUUCUCUUGGGGAGGAAAAAAAGGAGCAGAAUAACUUGCAGGGAUCUGUCCUGGGGUACCAGGAAUGGCCCCGUAAAGGAAAAGGCAACUGGAGACCCACCAGAGUCCUUGGACCCAUCUGGAGUUGCUCUGCAGGACAGAGAAAGGAUGGAGACACAACCUUUUGUAAAGGAGGGAAGCGGAAAAGGCCCAUCGGCGCCUCAGCCUGGGAAGGGGGGGAAGCUCUGGAGAAGGACUGGGCAGAAGAUCCUGGAGGAGGAAACCAUCCUCCCUUCAGAAGUUCAGCCCUGGAACUUCAUCCAGUACCGGGAGGCUGAGGGUCCUCGGGGACUUUGCAGUCGUCUCCAUGACUUUUGUAGGCAAUGGUUGAGACCAGAAACGCACACGAAAGCCCAGAUGCUGGACCUGGUGGUUCUGGAGCAGCUCCUGGCUAUCCUGCCCCCAGAGAUGGAGGGCUGGGUGCGGGAGUGUGGAGCAGAGACCAGCUCCCAGGCGGUGGCCGUGGCUGAAGGCUUCCUCCUGAGCCAGGCAGAGGAGCAGAAGGAGCGGGUCCAAUUGCAGUGCUGCACUGUGGAGAUCAGAGAUCCUAAGGGAAAGAAGAACCCAUCAAAUCCCCCUCAGAAGCCAUUUUUCAGUGGGAUCCCUUGGGAAGAUCCAAGUCGGGACACCUCAGGAGAGAAACAACGAAUGAAGUUUUCUGUUUUUUACGAUGGUGCUCAAACAGCGGUUGAACCUCCAAAUCAAGAGAGUCUGGUGUCCUUCGAGGAGGUGGCUGUGUAUUUCUCUGAGGAGGAAUGGUCUCAGCUGGAUCCUGACCAGAAAGCGCUGCAUUCGGAAGUCAUGCUUGAAAACCAUAGGAACAUGGUCUCUCUGGGUAAUAAUGGGGAGGAGAAUCAAGAUUCCUAUGAACUGUUCCAAGUGAUCAAUGCUAAAGAUGGAAUGGAGAAGUUUGGAUUUCGAAUGGAAUUUGAAAGCCAUAAGAAAAAACAGUCAAAUAAUUGGAAUCAGGAAAGUUCCUCUUCCACUGAUGCUCCGAUGCAAGACUUUCUUGCCCAACAUGAGAAAAUAAGGAAGAAAUAUUUUGGGAAAAGUGGGAAGCUAAUCAAUGAUAUAUUACAUGUUAAUGAACACUGUUUAACACAAAACAAAGGAGAAGAUGCUAUAAGACAGAACAGAAAAAAUUACAAGUCGACAUUCAUUCUUUCUGUUGGAAAUAAUUUUCUUACAUCUCAAAAAGCGAUUGACACAGAAAAGGAGCCUUAUCAAUGUUUGGAAUCUGGAAAACAUUUUAGAACAAGCAGGCAACUUACUUCUCAUGAAAGGAUUCACACUGGGGAGAAACAGUGUUCAGAAGCUCCUCUAGCCCACACACCACAGCCCCUCCAAGCAGCAGGAGAGAAACCAUUUCAAUGCAUGGAGUGUGGAAUGACCUUUGCUGAUAGCAAGGGACUUAGAAACCAUAAAACAAUCCAGACAGGGAAGAAGCCAUUUAAAUGCAUGGAGUGUGGAAAAACCUUUACUGGAAAAAGGAGUCUUAUUUCCCAUCAGGUAAUCCACACAGGGGAGAAACCAUAUAAAUGCACGGAGUGUGGAAAAACCUUUCCACAUAGCAGUGGUCUUAGAUACCACAAAACGAUCCACACAAGAGAGAAAGCCUAUAAAUGUAUGCAGUGUGGAAAAACCUUUACUCAUAGCAAGGAACUUAGAAACCACAAAACGAUCCACACAAGAGAGAAACCAUUUAAAUGUAUGGAGUGUGGAAAGACCUUUACUCAUAGCAAAAAACUUAGAAACCACAAAACAACCCACACGGGAGAGAAACCCUAUAAAUGCAUGGAGUGUGGAAAGACCUUUACUGAUAGCAAUGGACUUACUGCCCACAAUACGAUCCACACAGGAGAGAAACCAUUUAAAUGCAUUGAGUGUGGAAAGACUUUUGCUCUGAGCAAUAGACUUAAUAUGCACAAAAAGAUCCACACAGGGGAAAAGCCAUUUAAAUGCAUGGACUGUGGAAAAACCUUUACUCAACGUGGUCAACUUACUACCCAUAAGAGGAUCCACACAGGGGAGAAGCCAUUUAAAUGCAUGGAGUGUGGAAAAACCUUUGCUCAAAAAAGGAGUCUUAUUUCUCAUCAGGUAAUCUACACAGGGGAGAAACCAUAUAAAUGCAUGGAAUGUGGAAAAACCUUUACCCAAAAAAGUAGCCUUAUUUCCCAUCAGAUGAUCCACACAGGGGAGAAACCAUAUAAAUGCAUGGAGUGUGGAAAGACCUUUGCUAAGAGCAAUAACCUAAGAAUACACACAAGGAUCCACACAGGGGAGAAGCCAUUUAAAUGCACGGAGUGUGGAAAAACCUUUACUCAAAAACGGAGUCUUGUUUCCCAUCAGGUAAUCCACACAGGGGAGAAACCAUAUAAAUGCAUGGAGUGUGGAAAAACCUUUACUCAAAUAAGUAGCCUUAUUUCCCAUCAGAUGAUUCACCCAGGGGAGAAACCAUAUAAAUGCAUGGAGUGUGGAAAAACCUUUACCCAAAAAAGUAGUCUUAUUUCCCAUCAGGUGAUCCACACAGGAGAUAAACCAUAUAAAUGCAUAGAGUGUGGAAAGACCUUUGCUAAGAGCAGUAACCUAAGAAUACACACAAGGAUCCACACAGGGAUGAAGCCAUUUAAAUGCAUAGAGUGUGGAAAAACCUUUACUGAAAAAAGGAGUCUUAUUUCCCAUCAAGUAAUCCACACAGGGGAGAAACCAUAUAAAUGCAUGGAGUGUGGAAAGACUUUUGCUCAUUAUUCUAAUCUUAUCACGCAUAAAAGGAUCUACUCAGGAGAGAAACCAUAUAAAUGCAUGGAGUGUGGGAAAACCUUUACUCGUAGCAAUGGACUUAGAAUCCACAAAAUGAUCCACACAGGAGAAAAACCAUAUAAAUGCAUGGAGUGUGGGAAAACCUUUACUUAUAACAGUGGACUUUGGUACCACAAAAUGAUCCACACAGGGCAAAAGCCAUUUAAAUGCAUGGAGUGUGGAAAGACCUUUGCUCAGCGUGGUCAUUUUAUUUCCCAUAAGAUGAUCCACACAGGGGAGAAACCAUUUAAAUGCAUGCAAUGUAGUAAAACCUUUACUCGUAGCAAUGAACUUACUAUUCACAAAAAGAGACACAUGGGGGAGAAACCAUAUAAAUGCAUGCAGUGUGGGAAAACCUUUAUUCGUAGCAAUGGACUUACAAUCCACAAAAUGAUCCACACAGGAGAAAAACCAUAUAAAUGCAUGGAAUGUGGGAAAACCUUUACUCAGAGCAGUGGACUUCGGUACCACAAAAUGAUCCACACAGGGGAAAAGCCAUUUAAAUGCAUGGAGUGUGGAAAGACCUUUGCUCAGCGUGGUCAUCUUAUUUCCCAUAAGAUGAUCCACACAGGGGAGAAACCAUUUAAAUGCAUGCAAUGUAGUAAAACCUUUACUCGUAGCAAUGAACUUACUAUCCACGAAAAGAGACACAUGGGAGAGAAACCACAUAAAUGCAUGCAAUGUGGGAAAACCUUUACUCGUAGCAAUGAUCUUACUAUCCACAAAAAGAACCACACAGGGGAAAAGCCAUUUAAGUGCAUGGAGUGUGGAAAGACCUUUGCUCUGACCAGUAGACUUAGAAGCCACAAAAGGAUCCACACUGGAGAGAAACCAUUUAAAUGCAUGGAGUGUGGAAAGGCCUUUGCUCAAAGCCGUUAUCUUGCUUCCCAUAAAAAGAUCCACUCAGAAGAGAAACCAUUUAAAUGCAUGGAAUGUGGAAAGACGUUUACUGAGAGCAAUGCUCUUACUUCUCAUAACAGAAUCCACACAGGAGAGAAACCAUUUAAAUGCGUGGAGUGUGGAAAGACUUUUGCUCAGAAUAGUAAUCUUACUUCUCAUAAAAGGAUCCACGCUCGGGAGAAAGUAUCUAGCAAUAGCAAUUCCACUACAGACUUAUUGACCAUGCCACAAAGCUUUAUAGCAGUAUUUGAACAGUUUACAAAGUCAGCAUAUUGUCCCAAGAAAUCUGGGUCCUCCUCAUAGGCUGAAUCAAUCAUGAGCUGUUGGUAAUUAGCUUGUAGUACUGCAUUUUAACUUCUGACCCACCACGUCUAUAGAUUUUUAUGUGUACGCAAAUUGUGCCUUUCUGAUCCAUAUGAGACA
Messenger RNA from Thamnophis elegans (Western terrestrial garter snake), 4259 nucleotides. Its product is annotated as zinc finger protein 721-like. Gene Ontology annotation, molecular function: DNA-binding transcription activator activity, RNA polymerase II-specific; RNA polymerase II cis-regulatory region sequence-specific DNA binding. Gene Ontology annotation, cellular component: nucleus. The record is from RefSeq and is a predicted model, not a curated record. The coding region runs from base 45 to 4139 and encodes 1364 amino acids. Gene Ontology annotation, biological process: regulation of transcription by RNA polymerase II. The transcript has 8 exons. NCBI's taxonomy places the organism in Eukaryota, Metazoa, Chordata, Lepidosauria, Squamata, Natricidae.